Molecule: messenger RNA, 7363 nt
Organism: Pangasianodon hypophthalmus (striped catfish)
Lineage: Eukaryota; Metazoa; Chordata; Actinopteri; Siluriformes; Pangasiidae
Gene: hoxc9a
Product: homeobox C9a
Exons: 2
Coding region: 3880-4659 (259 amino acids)
Biological process (GO): DNA-templated transcription; regulation of transcription by RNA polymerase II; anterior/posterior pattern specification
Cellular component (GO): nucleus
Molecular function (GO): RNA polymerase II cis-regulatory region sequence-specific DNA binding; DNA-binding transcription factor activity, RNA polymerase II-specific
Source: RefSeq, a predicted model, not a curated record
ACAUGGAACACAAAACAUUCUAAAUUAGUAAUCUAGAAUUUAAUCAAAACAUUCAAUAUAGAAAUCCUGUGAAUUGUUUGUGCGUAUAUUAUAUUGCUAAAGAUCACCUAAUUAGCAAUAGGAAUUUGUGUAUGAUAUAGUAUAUUAAUAGAGGAUACGUCUGCUGGUUAUGGUUGUACUUUCCUUUCCUUUUCUAUUUAAAUAUAUUUUUUAUAUUUUCUAAAUUGAACCUAAUGAAGCUUCAGGCUUUCUCAGGAAUACCGCACAGUAGCCUAUGUGUUACAACAAUGUCACUACAGAGUACAUUUAAGGGCUAAGGAAACAGCUCAAAGGUUUCAUUAUGCCUAUUCCUCAUAUAACCUAUAAUAGUUGCGAGACUUUGAGAAAUUCUGUUAUUUAUGUGAAUAAUGUUAAUAUUAGCAUGCUCAGCACCAUACAUGGACAGAUGCGUUUUGUCUGAUGGGCUCUCAUAUUGCGAGCAGAUGGUACCUACCAUAUAUGGUUGUAGCGCGAAUAUGAACAGCCUAUCCUACUUAAUUGAGAUGAUGUCCUUUCAUAUAAUUAAGCUAAUAUUCUACGCUUAUAAUGAUAAUACUCUGUGUGUGUUUGUGGGAGGAGACCAUUUUUUUUAAACGUUUUCUUCUCAGAUUAAAACAAGCUAGGGAGAAUACUAGGUAUCAUCUGUUUAAUGCUGCCAUUAAGUAGAAUAAUAGUCUAUUUUAUCAAAGGAUACACAAGAACACAUACACACACACACUUAUAUAUAAAUAUAUAUAUAUAAUUAUAAUUUAAUUAUACUUAAAUUAUAUAUAGUCAGAUUAUACUUAAAUUAUAUAUAUAAUUUAAGUGACAGUCUUAUUACUGUUGCCUGGUAGCUAAACUUAUGUGGAGUGACAUAAUGAUAUUAAACAAAUGAUAUUAGAAUUUCUUUUUUAUAAAGACUUAUGCCUUACGUUAACUUUAAUACUUUCGUUAUUCUUGUUUUGAAAACAGAUCAGCUGAUGUAUCAACUAUCAAUGUUAUGCCAUGUGUACUUUAGAAAAAAUAUUUUUGACAAGAUUUGUUUUAUAGAAAAAAAAAAAACAGUAAAUAAGCCAUUGUGUAUCCGGAUAUAAGCCGGGUACCCAGGUGUAACCAUACUGCACCCGCUUCAGGGCCUUUAACUGAAACUCUGACAGGGUCAGAUUGUUACUGAGCUGUUUUGCACUAGCAAUCAAACAAUCAAGGUGAGUGUUCUACAUACACUUAGUUUAUCAGUGAUUAAGUACAUAAAUUCAAUGAAAUGAAACAAACCUAAACUGUUACAACCAGCACUGAACGAAGAGUUUUCCAAUUUUAAUAUAGACAAAUAGACAACUGGAAUUAGCGUCAUGAUAUUAUAGGACAUUUUCACAGUUCCAGUUCCACUUCUGUGACGUUGCUCCUUUCUAUUGCUAUAAAGUACAAAUAUUAAGGAGAUAUUAAACACACGCUUGCUCCGCGUCUGGAGAGGCUACAUUGUAGUUCACCAGAAACAGGCUGUACAUCCUGACAACAUUAGCAUUACAAGAGAAUAACACUUCUAAAAUAUUUGCUUCCAUUUUAUAAUUUAUUUGAAUCGUACAAAAAUAGCAACAGUCUGUCUUUUAUUUCUCGUCUGAAGACCAACUUUCUUAAAAGUAAUUUCAUUCAGUAUCACCAAUAAAAAAACAUAUGGAUAAAGAUAGGUUUUACUCUUCAUAUUUGAAUUGCAUUAAACCUAAUGACAGAAAACACAAUAUAAAUGUAUUAUUAAAGAAACUUGGUGCACAAUGUAUAAAUACGUAUCAACUAACCUGAAAAACAAAACACGGAAAGACAGUUCAUAAAGUUCAUAAAAUUCCUUAUCCAAUCUAAGAUACGGUUUGCAAAGAUAUAUUUUGCUCUCUCGAAUGCUGUUCUCGAGAAGGACUGAAAAGCAUGUGCUAAUAAACAGUGCACAAAACUGGCCAGGGCAAAAGCACACAAACACAGUGAUUAAGUACCUAAGUUUAUCAGUAAAGUUCACAAUACAAAAGUAUCAGUUUUACAGAGACUCCCAUGGCUCUCCAAAUGUGCUUCUCAGGAAAGAUGGCGUGUUUCAGUGGAUAUGCUUUUUAAACUACUCUAGUGUUAAGAGUGCACCAACAUCUGCUCUGCAAGGAAAGAACUAAAAUAUUUGGUGAGGCCAGAGACCCCUGCAUUAUUUUCUCGACUAGAGUCUGAUGCACACACACUCGAGAAAACGCUGGUUCUCAUGUUAAGUUUCUCGCUCAGUGUAGAUUAUCUAUAAAUCUAGCAAUAGCUUUGAAACACUAGUUUUAAAAUUUAAGUAUUGUUUUUAAAUAGAUGCAAAUGUAAUAAGGACACUGACAAACUGGAGUUACUGGAGUUUCACGCUUGUUAUAGUAAUAUAAUACAAAAGUAUCUAGUUUAUUAUUACCGCUUUCCUCUGUAUGUGAAAAAGUUCAGAAUUCCAGGUAAAAUUGGGAAAGAACCUUGAUCUAUUUGACAGGGCCAGUUUAGGGUACUCCCACCUCAAAGUGCUGUCAUAAACAGGGUGCGUAAAUAUGUGCUUUCCUAUAAAUAUGAGCAUGUUUCACUUAUUGAAAGCUUACUUUAUGCAGUUUAGCUUUAUGUUGUCAAUGUGCUCCAAUACAGAUAUACGCAAAUUUCUAAAUUAAUUUGUUAAAAUGCAAAUUAGUUUAAAAUACGCCUAGUGCUCGACUUAAAAUUCUACAAAGUAUAGAAAGUAAUUAUUUACAUCAAUCAUUGGAAAUAACUUGGCCAUGUCCUUGUACGGUUGUCUUAAAAAUACAAAUACUUAGAUAAUUUUUCUUUAUUAUUUUUCAGUAGUUUCCGUUAUAAUGAACAAUUUCAUUUCCAAAUUAAUUUGAAGUUAAAUGUAUAUAUAAUAGGUAAAUAAAUAAAUAAGCACGCAUUGCCUGAGCACUCAGAUGUUUCAGGGUACCAGACAUACAACUCUUUUUCACCUCGAUCCUCCAUUUUGGCUUGGUGAGUGCUGGUUAUAUGUAUAACUACAGGAUACUCUAAUGCAGUUUUAUUAACGACACGAACAAUCAGAUUUUUUCCUCAUAAAAAUUUAUUGAGGGACAUGAAAGCAUGCACCACCACUUGCCGAAUAUAAUCGCUGUUGUGGCCAAGUGUUCAAGCACCGUUUCCCACCUCCUCAGUUUUUUAAAACUACGUUUUAUGGGGGAUGCCCCAAAUCGGAUUUAUUUAAAACUGGUGGUAACCAAAGUUUCAGUGAGAAAUAUCAAGCCAAAAUCUUACAUCUGUACCACAAAUAAUUCAGUUUUAUUCAUAUUUCAACAAAGUCUGUCUCUUCCAAUAAUACGUUACAAAAUAUAAAGUAAUAAAACCAUCAGCGACUUACAUAAAUGAUGGAUUGUUAAUUAUAAUAACAAUGGGGAGAGGAUGCGCAAAAACCUAGACAGAGCAAAGCGAGAAGGCUAUAUGCUCGACAAAGAUGAAUUACAGAGAGAAAUAGUGCCCCUAUAAGAUAAUAAUACUUUCUAAUCGAAGCCAAAUGUCUUCUCUCAUCUGAGAAAUACAUGUUAGGGCAAUAUAGUAUCUAUUUAUAGUACAGCGUGUAAGGUUACCUAAUGAAACAUCUGAAUUAAGCAGCCUACUGCAAUCCUGAAGUGAAUUGGUAUUGCAAGACAACCCGCGCAUUGAUCUGCUGUGCACUUUUUUUUCCUGGGGGUAAAUGUAAUCACGUGUUUCAUAGUCGUCCAAUCGCAGCCGGGGAAGCUUUCAGAAAUAAUUACCUGGCUUGAUUGUUCUAUGGGCAGAUAAAAAAAAGUACACAUGCACUCCAUAUAAUAAUCGGAUGCAUGUAAAAGAGACGGAAACAGCGCCAUGUCGACUACGGGUCCCAUAAGUAAUUAUUAUGUGGAUUCCUUGAUCAACCAUGAAAGCGAGGAUGUUCUGGCGUCUCGUUUUCCGACUACUGCUCCGAUGUCCUCCGGCUCACGCCCGACGCCUCUCGUGCCGGAGUGCGUGGAUUAUCCGUCGUGCAGCUUUGCCCCGAAACCACCAGUUUUCACUACCUCUUGGGCCCCUGGUCAUUCACAGUCGUCGGUGGUUUACCACCCGUACACACACCAACCUCACUUAGGAACGGACUCGAGGUAUGUCCGCUCGUGGCUAGAGCCUAUUCCUGGUACUGUGUCCUUUCCAGGCUAUGCAGCUAACAGCAGGCACUAUGCGCUAAAGCCUGAAGCCUUUCAGGAUCCCCGAACUACAGACUGUUUAUCUUCAAACGGACGCACCUAUUCGGAUUAUGUCUACUGUUCGGCGGUCGACAUCAGGGACAAGCAGCAGAAUGCAUCUUCCCCCGAGUCUGAGAUCGUUUCUUCCGGAAAGCACAAAGACGAGAAGGCUGAACUGGACCCAAAUAAUCCCGUGGCCAAUUGGAUCCACGCGCGCUCCACCAGAAAGAAGCGAUGCCCUUACACAAAAUAUCAAACACUUGAACUCGAAAAGGAAUUUUUAUUCAAUAUGUAUCUAACGAGAGACCGGCGAUACGAGGUGGCCAGAGUGCUGAACCUGACGGAACGACAGGUCAAAAUCUGGUUUCAGAACCGACGAAUGAAGAUGAAGAAAAUGAACAAGGAAAAGAGCGACAGCAAAGAAUAAAACGUCCAAAACUUUUACUGAAUACAGACUGAAGGAAAGUUUAGAAAUUUGUCUUAAGUCUUAAUAGUUAUCUCCUUCCUUGCAACAGGAACAGAAAACAUCAAGACACAAUGAUAGUGCUCUUAAUACGGUGUAAUUAUGAUUUCUUGUGACUGCAAUUUUACCAACCUUUGUUUGUAUUAACACUAUAAGUAAUUGCACAACUCAGCCUAUUUGGAUUUAGAUUACGAUUCUUUAUUUUACAUUCUUUAAGAAAUGCCCCCGGCGUAGAAGCAAGACAAUACUUGAACUCCUCAACUUCUAAACUUCGUAAUUUAUAAUUUUUACCUGAAUGUUUCUCCGAUGUGUGUUUUGAUUAUUUGUUAAAGGUGUAGAACUUCGAUAUUUUGUAACAAGUAACAUAGUUUAAAACAUUUGCGUCAAUGUGAUCUUGCUGUUUUUAAUGUAAUUGUUUGUGCAUUUUCAUUAUUCAUUUUCAUAAAAUUGUAAAAAAGUUCAAUAUGUAUUGUAGAUGCUUAAAUAUACUCUACUGCCAUCCUAUCAGCGUAAUUUGUCCCAUUUUCUGACUAUCAGUGCUAUAAAACGAAUACAUUUGGAGACAUUUGGAGCUGGCUGAAGUGUAGCUUGAAGACAGAUUUUGGCCUCCACGUAGCAAUGUCCUCAUCUGGAAAGAAUCGAGGUUGGGCUCACUGGGAAAGUCAUGCACGAUGACAAGGCUACACUGUAAAGCGUUUGUCAACGUACAUGUCAAAAGUUGCCCUUAAACAUGGGCCUACAAAUAUACCAAACACACCGGAAUGUGGUGUGCUGCAUGCCCAUGCCAUGCACAAGCCAUAUAUAUGGUAAAGGAUAAUCCAUAACACACUAAGCCACUAAGCCGCGUUAUUAUUUGUCCAAGACCUUGUUACGCAAGCUUUUUUUUUCCGGGCAAGAAGUUGAGCUUGGUGGAUGGACCAGAACCGCUGUGGUUAAAGUUUUAGACUCUUUUAGAAUUUAAACAUAAUAAGACAACAACAAUAAAAAAACAACAACAACAACAACAACAGUCAAAUAACGUCACCAUCAUCAACAAGAACAACAAGAACAAGAAAAAGAACAACAGCAACAACAACAACAUUAACAUCAUCAUCAUCAUCAACAACAACAACAGCAGCAGCAACAACAACAACAACAACAACAACAAUAAUAAUAAUAAUAAUAAUAAUUCACUUGAUCAUAAUAUUUGUUCACAGACUUUUACAAAACAAUAUCUAGGCAAGCAUUUUUCUUCACACUUAAAUCAAAUAAAAUUGCAGCAAAAUGAAACAAACUGGAAUAAAUUAUGAAAUGUUGUUAUUGAAAAAAAAAAACUUAGCUGAUUUUCUCGAAAAAUUUGCAGCACAUUUAUUAUUGUUAAAUGUUAGCAUGAGCAUCACAUUUAACACCCUCUCUACCAGUGUGGAUUAUCUUAUCUUACUACGGUUUUGGGAAACUUGGCCUUUCUUUACUAUACACAGAUUUCAUAUAUAGACUUAAUCUACAUCAAACUGUAGAGAGUAGUGGUUCAGGCCUACUUAAGAAAAAAUAUUUUUUAUGUGCAGUUUGAGAGGUUAUUAACAUUUAGUUAUACACACCCUAAUUGCUGAUGUUUACUGUUUAAUUAAACAGAUUAAUUUGACUAUAUCAUGAAAUUUAGACAAAGGUACCUUGCAUUUUCUCUCUGUAUGCAUAGAUAUGUAUACAUCUAGGUGUGAAUUUAGGUAAAAUAAUUUGAUAUGUCUGGCUUUGGUUUCCUGUGCUCAGCUGAAAUUGGCUUUUUGUGGCUCUUAACAAUGCGAACAGGAUGCCGAGAUUUCAAAGCCCAGUCAGCCGCAUUUCCGCACAGGACAAAAAAAAUGCUAGUUUUACAGCCCUUUUGGAGUUUGCGUUGUUUGUCGCAGAUGCAGACCAACAAAGAAAACCUGGCUAACUGGCUAGACGUCUGGGCUAAAUUACUUUAUGGCUUUGUGAGCUGGUGGAGGUGCCGUUCACAGAAAAACCAAUUCACUCAGUAUGCUGGACUAAGACAACUGAAUUUCGCCAAAAGUUCAGGACAACUGCAGAGAACUGAAACAAAACAGCAUGAUUUUAUUUUUACUUUAAGGUACGUGUGAAACUGCUCGGUGCACAGACUCGUUAAUUUGCCAGUGUAACCGUAAUAUAACUUCAGAUACCUAAUGCCACAGAUUAACUGCCUUUUUUUAUUUACGAUUGCAAUUCAAGCGAGGCUUAUUUUAAGUAGCACUCAGCGAGCGAGAGAAUCAGAUAGAUUCAAUCUACCAUGUUUUAUGAUAGUGUUUGUCUGGCAUUUGCCUCACGUUGAAUUUACCGAUUAUUUAAAAAAAUUAAGUAAAUAUAACGCUAGAUGGCGAUGUUGCCUCACAGUUUGGGUGGAUUGAGACAACGUGAGCUGGGAAAACUGGUAAAAAGAAUGGAAGCUUCCACUAUUAAUCACCCGUUCGUAUAAACCAGUGGUAAAUUGUCAACAAUCUGAUGUGUUAAACCGUCAUCCAUUUGAUCACUGUCCUAAAUGUUUUUUUUUUCUGAGUUUCUUUUUUUUUUUUUGAGAAUUCUUUAUGUCCUUUUAUUUAUUUUUUAUUUUUUUCAAUUUUCGUGGCCUUAUCUGCUUUCCAGAUUUUCUGCUUGUGCUUUCUAAAGACCGGUCUGAACAUUAUUGUACACUGUG